Metarhizium brunneum ARSEF 3297 is the source of this 846-nucleotide messenger RNA. RefSeq lists its product as uncharacterized. Lineage: Eukaryota; Fungi; Ascomycota; Sordariomycetes; Hypocreales; Clavicipitaceae. The record is from RefSeq and is a predicted model, not a curated record.
AUGGCGCCCAUACGUCGCUAUUUACGAAUCACGAAAUACUCUGUCCUAGAAUGCCGCAUAUACCUAGACAACCCUUCACUCGCGCAGUCAUGGCUUCUCAACCCGCGCAAUGCCGUUCUGCCACGCAUCAUUGAAAACAUCCGGCCGCUCGUGAUUCCCAAGCUCCGCGAGGAAAAGGAACGAAGCAAGAAAAAGAGCUCUAAAAAGAAAAAUAUCAAGGACGUCAUUGUUCAAGACGAUUUUGAAGUGUCCAUGUUCUUGACCGAAACGUCGACACGCCACUCUCUCCUGACAAAGAGGAAGCAUUUCCGGGACAAGGGCCCCCGUAUGAUGCAGUCGAAUUCUACAAAACUUAUAGGCGAGACCAACAUUGUUCCUGUUGACGUGGAUGGCGAGGACGAGGUGUCUGGUUUACGGGAAGAAGAUGGUGACGACGGCGAUGACGUGAGGCUGUCAGACAUUCCAGUUGCCAGCGCUCAGACGCGGUCCAAGAGACACAGGGACAAUGACAACUCAAACGCAAGAGCCCAAAACAGCCAUGUAGAGGCAGAAGGGCAAGAUGCCAUUGAAAUUGAUUCUGAUGCAGACGAGCCGGCGUCGAAGCGGACACGGUUUCCCGACGGCCCGGACGAGGAUGAAGACGAGGACGACAAGAAGAAGUUGACCAUGGAUGUGUAUUACGAAGGAUUCGCCAUCUACGGGCGAGUGCUCUGUCUUGUCGUGAGGAAAAGAGAGAACAAGACCCCACGACCUCGACAAGACGGCGCCAACAAACCUGAAGGCCAAGCCAGUAUGGAGAACUGGAUCACCUCAACGCAGAUCCCGGUCGGUGAAGAUGUUCCCUGA